CGGGGGACCACCCUGCGUGAGGGAGGUGGUGGUGGCGGUGGGCGGAGGCGGUGGGAGGACACCGAGGACGGUCGGUGAGGAGAGCGAUUCUGGGGGUGGUGCAGAGGCUCGAUGGUGGAUGCUGUGCCAGCCAGUGCCACAUUGCACCUCUCUGCCCUCAUCUUUUCGAAUCGGGGCCCUAAUCCCCCUCUUUCACGGGGUACUGUCGGGUCAAGGCAUCCAUCCUCUAGCUGAAGGAGAGGACCUGGGUGAGGAGCUGCUGCCACCCGGGCUGGGCCAGGACCUGAGAUCUCAUUGCUCCUGCUGCCGCUGCUGCCUGGGGGACCUUUCUGAGACCCAGGUCGGGGACAGUGCCGGAGGGGCCUCCUCUGCUGCAGACAUCUGAGCAGAGACGACUGGCCGCCCUGAGCGCAAUUCAAUUCAACAGACAUUUACUGAGUGCCUACUAUGCGCCAGGCCUUAGGCUGGGCACUGGGGGAGGGGCGCAGAGAGGAAGAUGGGGUCCUGUCCUCAGGUAGCUCUGGGCGGGGCGGGGUGUGGAGAAGACAGGCAAGGGCUAAACAGCUCAGCACCAGGAGAGAAGCUGCUUGGCGGGCUGGACGCAGCAGAGACCUGGGUUCAAGUGCAUCACUGGAGAGCCGCUGUUCCUCGUCCGUACCUCAGUUUCCCCACUUGUAAAAUGGGGGAGAUGAUCUCUAGGACCCAUCCAGGAUUCCAAGGGCUAUACCUUGGGGUUGUGGGGGCAGAGCAGGGGGGUCACCCUGCAGAAGGGAGAUCUCCAAAGGCUUCUCAGAGGAGGAGGCAUAAGGUCUGGGCCCGGGGGAUGGGGACAGGUAGGAAUUGGUCCUAGGAUUAGGACCAGCUAACGGCCAGUGAGUAACGGCCUGGUGGACGUGGGUGUGGGCAUGCCCCCAAUUCCAUAGGGUUGCAAGAGGACGUGGUGGGGUGUGAGCUUAGAGAGGGAGAGGGGUUCUAGGGCCAUAGGUCGGGGCGUGACCUCUAUUCUGGGGCCAGUGGGAGCCAUUGUAGGCUGUUGAGGGCGAGUCCGGAACAGCUGGUCCUGCUCUGUCUCACCCUCUUCUCUCUCCCUCUCUGGGGCACACUUCAGGAUCACAUUCCCAUAGAACCUUGCAGCCGUGGGGCCUUGGCAGCUCCUGCACUGUGUCAGGCACUGUGUACGUUAGUCCUCAUUGCGGCCCCAAUUCACAGAGGAGGACGCCGAGCUUGGAGAGGAAGCUCUUGCCCAAGGUCACGAUCUGACUCCCAAGCCCCCCAAGCUUCUCCCACUACCUCCCACUGAAAGGGUUCCUGUUCUCUGUGACCUCUCCCAUCCUGGGGACCCCCUCCAUAAAGCUCUGGUGGGUGCCUGCCAAGGGCGAUGCAGUUGGGUUUGGAGGGCGAGGUCAGGAAAAUCCCAGAUGUUAGCAGGACUGGCUUUCUCCAAGACCGGAGUUUCUGCCCCAGCAGCCGCCCUCUGGGAUACAGAGUGAGGCGGGGCUCCUUCCCACUUUACAGAUGAGAAGACUGAGGUCCUGAGAGUCAUGUGGCUAGUCCAAGGUCAAACUCAAGGGAGUGACAGCCUAGGCUAGAAGCUGGUCUCUUUAUUGCCCAACUGAGGCUGGAGGGAGACUCAAGUCCCCCUGAGAUCUGUGCAAACGCUGACUCCUCCCCGGCCUCCCCAGGGAGCAGAAGAGCCCAGCACCGGAGUCACAGACCUGGUUCAAAUCCUGGUUUUGUCUUUUGCAUGAACUGUGUGAUCUGAGCAAGUCAUGAAUUACUGGGAGCCUCGAUUUCCUUAUCUAUAUGAGGGUGGCGAGCUGGCCUCCUUCACUCAGCCAUGAACAAAUAUUUAUUGAGCACCUACUGGGAGAAGCAGGACCCUUCCUCGGGGAACUCAGUCCAGGGGUAACAGCAGCAGUUAUGAUUCCGGUUGUGAUGGAGGAAGGGCAGGGGGCUGUGAGGACCCACAGGAGAGACCCCAGCCAGGUGGGAAGAAGGCAGGCAGGUAGGAGGGCAGAACAGGCAGCGGCUCCCGCAGGACCACGUGGGUUGGGCUCUGGAUGCUGUUGGAAUUUUCCCAGAUCAGCCUGAGCCAACGAAGACUUUUCGGCAGGGAGUGCCAUGCUCAGGUUGACGUUCUAGAAAGCUCAUCUUCUGCUGGGUGGAGGGGGCAUGGAGUGGGGAGGUAGGGUUGGAGGUAGAGAGACCAGCAGGAGCAGUAGGGGGAGGAAGUGGCACCAAGGCGGGAGUAGGGGCAGUUGGGGAGGUGUGGGUGCCUCUCAACAGGUCUGGGAACUGAGAGAGAAGCAGGGGAGGAUGGGGAAGGGGCUGUGGGAGAUGAGUCCAGUCAUGGAGGUGGACAUGGAUGAGUGAGUUUCAGGUGCCAGAGAAGGGCCCAGGAGGCAGCUGGGGACGGUGGUUUGGGUGUGGUCAGCCUGGGGCUGACAUUAGAAGCCUUGGGAGGGGUUGAGGGGCUCUUGGGGUAGGGGAGGAGGAAGCAGGUUUGAGAAAGGCAAGGCAGUGAGCAGGGACCAGGACAUCAGGGGAGGCCACUGCUUAGCGUACAAGCAGAGGAGCCCGAGGGGCUGCAGCCUGGGAGGUCAUGGGAAAGCAGAGCUGCAGGUCCCCAGCCCAGGAAGGAGGUGGUAGGACUUAGGUCUGCGGGGAGAUUUCAGAAGGCGACGUGUCAGGCGCUGUGCCUGGUGCCGGCGCGGAUGAGGUGCCCAGGAGGGUCAGCUCCUGCAUCUUUUCACCCAAAGGCAGAAGUUUAGUCUAUCCCUUACCCUCCUGAGGAGGAUGAGGCGGCUACAGAGGGGAAGGUGUUGGGGAAGGAGGAAAAGGGGAAAAACAUUUGCAUGCAUGACAAGGCUGAAGUGAGGGAGAGAGAAAGGGGGAGAAAGACGAUAAGAAAUUACCAUACACCAGGAUCUUGUUAUUCAAGCUAAUUUUCAAAGGACCACAGCUGUCACACUGAGAUAAUUCGUUAAUUAUAACAGCCAUUGUGCUUUGGCAAUGGGAGAGAAACCGAGGCCGGGGAACAGGCUGAAGGUGGGGGUAGGAGCAGGCUGUUGGGGGGGCCUGGACUUCAGAGAGAGGACAGGGACAGAGACAGAGGCAAAGAGGGGUGUGUUGCCCUCAGGACUGAAAGGAAGACAUUGUCAGGCCAGGCCCCAUCCUUCCUCACUGUCAUUGUUGCGGUGGGUAAUGAGGUCCUCCUGCCUGCCUGGCAUGUGCCACGGUGCCAUGCGCCAGGCCCCCACAGCCAUACCUACAGGAGGCAGCGUCCUGCAGCUGUGACCCUGCCCAGACCCUGGCCUGUGGCCAUCCCCUCCACAGCCCUCUGAGCUGGUGCCCUUCUUGUCCCACUUUACAGAAGAGGAAACUGAGACCCAGGAAAGAUUAGCUUGCCAGGACCAUGCGGGUGAGGUGGCCUAGCCUGGAUUCCAGCUGAAUGUGGACCCUGCACUUUGGCAGCACAUUAGGGAGGUCCGGUCUUGGUGGACUGGCCACGCGGAGUUGGUGGACGCAGGAGCUGUCACAUAGAUAGCCUCACGUUCGGGCUGUGGUUUCUGCCCAGCCGGCAGUCCUGGGGCGGCCCUCCCCGGGGAGUUUCCGGGGCUCGGUGUCGACCCCUCUGCACUGACAGAGCCUCCUUGUUCUCUGAUGCUGCAGCUGCAGGCCCCCUGUGGCCUCAGAGGCGGCCGUCAGUCUGGCCUGGACCCUCCCACCUGCUCUAGAGAAAGCUGGUCUCAGGGCCGGGGGGAGGGAAUUUGGGCCACCCCAGGUAGUGUCCAUAGUGACCCCUUGCGACUGCCUGGUUAGAGGUUCUGAAGCGACAGAAGCUGAGUGGGCUGUGGCCUCAGGAGGGGUUUCUCAGCCUGGGCCUAGAGGGCUCCAGGACCCUGGGUGCUGGGCCCUGGUAGGGACGGGCUGGGGCGUGGCAGGCAGGUGUUCCAGUCCCAGGUGAGCAGAGUGAGGGGAUCCUAAGUCCGUGGGGAGAGGGGUGGGACCAAGGAGCCAUUCCAGAAACCCCAGGGCCCCUUGGUGAACUGUGGUGUGGCUUCAGGAACUCAGGUCUCCUGGUGUCCACAGCGGCCAUGCCUGGAAACAGCACCUAGGCUAGGUCAGCUGGCAGCGUUCUGUGGGGUGGGAAUGAUGUUUGGGAGAGGGUAACCCCCAAAUCCCAGUAGGAGCCCCAAAUUUGACCCAGGUAGGGUUGUUGGCAGUGGAAAAGUGGGCCCCACAGGGUGGCAGGUGGGCCUGGGGUGGCUGUGUGGGAGCUCCCUUGGCUUGGGGACCUCUCCCCAGUGGGGCUGCUUGCAGCCAAGGGGAAGCUGUCGGAGGGUCAGGACAGCUUAAAGUCCUGUAGAACUGGUGACCCACAGAGGCCAAGACACAGGAGACUUUUAGGACCAAAUAAAUGGUAGAUACAUCCUAGAACCCUUGAACCCCAGACUCAUAGUUGGAGACCUCCCUCCCUGAAUGACAGAUCCACACUGUUAGUAUCCUGGUGCUAAAACCCAGGAGCCGUGGGUCAGGAGGAUAGGGGAGGGGGCUCGAGGUCAGGCAGGGGUCAAGUACAGGAGGCAGGGAUUGGGGCACCCUUGGGUCCCAGGCUGAGAGGCUCGCAGGAAUACUCCUGACAGACUGGGGUUCUACUUGUCCCCACGCUGGUGUCCCCUUGUUGCUGACCUCAUAAACUCCAGUGUGCGGGGGUCAGCUGGCCACCUAAGCCAGAGAGGCAGGGAGGAGGUUGGACGCCACCCCGGCCGGUGCCACUGCUGUCCCUCCAGGGAUGCAGCCCCAGGGAAGCCAGAUCUUCCCUGUAUCUCAGUGGAUUCCAGAAAUGAGAAUUUUUGAAAUAAAAUCUGCCAAGUUUUCAAUAUUGGCAGCUGAUUUAAAAAAAAAUGUGAAAACCACCAUCCAGAUGAAACAGGAUCCCACAGCAGCUCUUGAACAGAGCCUGGGGCCGUGGAGGCUGGAAGCCACUGCAUAGCAGUUGUGAGGCCUCGGUUUCCUCAUCUGCAAAGUGGGAAUAGUGAUAGUGCUUUUAAGACGUUUAAAGUUGGCCCAGGAUCAAAUGAGUUCAUAUGGGAAGUGCGGAGGCCCAGCCGGUGCAAGCACUGAAGCCUCUUCUCAUCUUGUCCGUGGCCGCCCAUCCCUCCCCGGGCUACCUCUCAGGGGGCUUCGCUCUCCGCCACUGGAGCCUCCACUUCCCCCUUGGGGUCUCCACAUGCACUGCCCCUGUCUUGGGACAGCCCUGAGGGUGCUGGAGGGCAGGGAAGCGUCCGCCCCUUGGGACCCUGGAGGAGGAGCAGGUGGAGGAGGCAGAGCCAGGAGGGCGGGCCUAGCCGGCGCCUGGUACAUAGUAGGUGCUCCAUAAAUGUUUAUUGAAUGAAUGAAUGGAGGCCAUGCAGGCAGAGGCAGCCGUGCUGCGCAGGCACUGGUGAAAGAGCGGGUCCAGUGGACACUGGAACCAGGUGCAGAUGGGUCUCUUCCUUCCUGCCCCCAUCUCCCUCACUCCCUGCUCAGUGCGGCACUCUCCAGCUUCCUGUGGGAAUCGUCUGAAGUUCUGAGCCCGGAAGCCAAGGAGGAAGACGAGGAGGAGGAGGAGGAGGAGGGAGAGGAAGUCAAGCCCUGAGAACUCUUACACCUUCCUAGCAGGAGACAAGGAGCAACCCUGCCGUGGGGCCCCCAGCCCCAGCCAGGCCUAGUGCCUGCUGUAGCACCCUAGAAGGCCCCCAGCAGUUGGCACUAGCUGUACCCACCUUGCCUGGGGCCCCCGUGCUGGGGGUUGCCCCCAAGAUGGUGGCAGCCCCAGGGAGGACUGUACUGCCAGCCCCAGUCUCUGGCCGCUAGGCACCCCCUGCCUUGCCCCGGCCCCUCACUCCAAGGCCAGCGCCAUGCUGCGCCUGGGGCUGUGGGCGGCGGCGCUGCUGUGCGUGUGCCGGCCGGGUGCCGUGAGUGCCGACUGCUGGCUCAUUGAGGGCGACAAGGGCUACGUGUGGCUGGCCAUCUGCAGCCAGAACCAGCCGCCCUACGAGACCAUCCCGCAGCACAUCAACAGCACCGUGCAUGACCUGCGGCUCAACGAGAACAAGCUCAAAGCCGUGCUCUACUCCUCACUUAACCGCUUUGGGAACCUCACCGACCUCAACCUCACCAAGAACGAGAUCUCCUACAUCGAGGACGGUGCCUUCCUGGGCCAGUCGAGCCUGCAGGUCCUGCAGCUGGGCUACAACAAGCUUAGCAACCUGACGGAGGGCAUGCUGCGCGGCAUGAGCCGCCUGCAGUUCCUCUUUGUCCAGCACAACCUCAUCGAGGUGGUGACGCCCACCGCCUUCUCCGAGUGCCCGAGCCUCAUCAGCAUCGACCUGUCCUCCAACCGCCUCAGCCGCCUGGACGGUGCCACCUUUGCCAGCCUCGCCAGCCUGAUGGUGUGUGAGCUGGCCGGCAACCCCUUCAACUGUGAGUGCGACCUCUUCGGCUUCCUGGCCUGGCUUGUGGUCUUCAACAACGUCACCAAGAACUACGACCGCCUGCAGUGCGAGUCGCCGCGGGAGUUUGCCGGCUACCCGCUGCUGGUGCCCCGGCCCUACCACAGCCUCAACGCCAUCACCGUACUCCAGGCCAAGUGCCGGAACGGCUCACUGCCCGCCCGGCCCGUGAGCCACCCCACGCCCUACUCCACCGACGCCCAGAGGGAGCCAGACGAGAACUCGGGCUUCAACCCCGAUGAGAUCCUUUCGGUGGAGCCACCAGCCUCAUCCACCACGGAUGCAUCGGCAGGGCCUGCCAUCAAGCUGCACCAUGUCACGUUCACCUCGGCCACCCUGGUGGUCAUCAUCCCACACCCCUACAGCAAGAUGUACGUCCUGGUGCAGUACAACAACAGCUACUUCUCCGAUGUCAUGACCCUCAAGAACAAGAAGGAGAUCGUGACGCUGGACAAACUGCGGGCGCACACGGAGUACACCUUCUGCGUGACCUCGCUGCGCAACAGCCGCCGCUUCAACCACACCUGCCUGACCUUCACCACGCGGGACCCCGUCCCCGGAGACUUAGCGCCCAGCACCUCCACCACGACCCACUACAUCAUGACCAUCCUGGGCUGCCUCUUCGGCAUGGUUAUCGUGCUGGGAGCCGUGUACUACUGCCUGCGCAAGCGGCGCAUGCAGGAGGAGAAGCAGAAGUCCGUCAAUGUCAAGAAGACCAUCCUGGAGAUGCGCUAUGGAGCUGAUGUGGAUGCUGGCUCCAUUGUGCAUGCCGCCCAGAAACUGGGCGAGCCUCCCGUGCUGCCCGUGUCUCGCAUGGCCUCCAUCCCUUCCAUGAUCGGGGAGAAGCUGCCCACCGCCAAGGGGUUGGAGGCUGGGCUGGACACGCCCAAGGUGGCCACCAAAGGCAACUAUAUCGAGGUGCGCACAGGCGCCGGUGGGGAUGGUCUGGCUCGGCCCGAGGAUGACCUCCCGGACCUCGAGAACGGCCAGGGCUCUGCUGCAGAGAUCUCCACCAUUGCCAAGGAGGUGGACAAGGUCAACCAGAUCAUUAACAACUGCAUUGAUGCCCUCAAACUGGACUCGGCCUCUUUUCUGGGAGGCGGCAGUGGCAGUGGGGACCCCGAGCUGGCCUUCGAGUGCCAGUCCCUCCCUGCAGCUGCUGCCGCCUCCUCAGCCACUGCCCCCGGGGCCCUGGAGCGGCCCAGCUUCCUUUCACCUCCCUACAAGGAGAGUUCCCACCACCCACUACAGCGCCAGCUGAGCGCCGACGCGGCUGUGACCCGCAAGACCUGCAGCGUGUCGUCCAGUGGUUCCAUCAAGAGCGCCAAGGUCUUUAGCCUGGACGUGCCCGACCAUCCGGCCGCCACAGGGCUGGCCAAGGGCGACUCCAAGUACAUCGAGAAGGGCAGCCCCCUCAACAGCCCGCUGGACCGGCUCCCACUGGUGCCGGCGGGCAGUGGUGGGGGCAGCGGCGGGGGCGGGGGCAUCCACCACCUGGAGGUGAAGCCAGCCUACCACUGCAGUGAACACCGGCACAGCUUUCCCGCCCUGUACUACGAGGAGGGUGCCGACAGCCUGAGCCAGCGCGUGUCCUUCCUCAAGCCGCUGACCCGCUCCAAGCGUGACUCCACCUACUCACAGCUCUCCCCCAGACACUACUACUCAGGGUACUCCUCCAGCCCAGAGUACUCAUCCGAGAGCACGCACAAGAUCUGGGAGCGCUUCCGGCCCUACAAGAAGCACCACCGGGAGGAGGUGUACAUGGCCGCUGGUCACGCCCUGCGCAAGAAGGUCCAGUUUGCCAAGGAUGAGGAUCUGCAUGACAUCCUCGAUUACUGGAAGGGGGUCUCGGCCCAGCAGAAGCUGUGACCCCCCUUCCUCCCUGGUGAGGUCGGAGCCAGAGGGCUGGGGGCCCUUUGGGGGAAGGAUCCAGGCGGCCGGGGCGGGGAGCAGACUCGGGGGCCGAGGCCCAGGAGAGGACGCACAUGCAGACCCGCACGCACGCACGCACACACACACCUGACCACCACCCGACUGUGAACAAACCAACAUCCGACAAUAACGGACAGGAAAACAGAGACACAUUUUCCUUAAAGUUUACAAACUGAUACCGAAACCAGUCGUCUACUGUGCUGCCCAGGGACUCUGCUGGGGUGUGCAGGGCCGGGGGCCGGCGUGGGGAGGAAGGAAGCCAAGAGAGAGUGUGGGGUCUGGGGGUCUGGGGCUAGAAACAGGUGUGGGGACCAAGAAGGCUCGGGUAGAGAGGGACUGAAGCCCCUCUGGGGUAGGGAGAGGGUCCCCUCCCAAGCUGGGGGUCAAGUCACCUGCAGAUUUAGCAUUAGACAGACAAUGGGCAAUGUCUCCUUCCACUUUAGAGAGGGGGAAACUGAGGCCCAGAUAAGGGAGUUGACAACCCCAGGGUCACACAGCAGCUUAGCCUCAAGUCCCCCAACUUCCCAGCCCAGUCCUGUCCCAGACCCCCUGCAGCUCCCUUGUGGACCCCUUCCCGCCUUCCACCCACCCUACAUCCCUUUCUGAAGUUCUCCCCUUGGGGCUGAGGGACUUGAGAAUCAGGCAGUGCUUUUUCUUCCUAGAAAGCCACAUGACAGUGCCCCCAGAGCGUGCAGCUGUGAUUCAGAAUCCUGGGGGGCUUUUGCCCCCUACGCCAGCACCCAGGAGAAGGGAGAGGGUCCUGUUGACGGGAAAGGAGCCGAGGCAGGGCGACAUUCCACCAGCCCACUUCAAGUGUCUUCCACGUGGCCUGGGAAGAGUAGGGCGUGUGGCGGGCAGGCCAGCUACCAGGACAUCUCAGGUGCAGGUCCCCGGCCUCAGCUUCUCUGGUCCUCUGAGACCCCUGCCCACUGCAGAAGGGCAGCGGUGCACUGUGAUGCCUGGGGGGCUGCAGGGAGGAGCUGUCAUGGGAGACUUCCUGCCUGUCCCCAUGGCCUGCGUCCCCACCUGCCCGACCCCGUCGUGGGAUCUCGGCUCCUGUCUCAGCUGCCCACCCGGGGAAGGAGGGCUUUCUUACCCACCCACUCUGGGCUGCUCAUCCAGGCCUGGCCCCCUGGCCAGAGGGGCUCCCAUGUUUCCAUGGCAAUGGCCACUCCCCUUUUUCUGACCCCCCACCCAACAUCAAACAAAGCACAAACAGUGAGGCCCCCACCCGAGAGGGGCGGGGAGCAGGUUGGGUUCGUGGCGCCCUGCCCCCUCCCAGGCGGCCUCUGUCACCAUGGUAACCCUGUGCCUGGCAGUUGGUGCCCAGAGUGACCGUUGGGCUCUGGGGUUCUCUGUCCGUGUAGGCGGUGGCAGAGGGUGGUGAGGGUGGUGAGGGAGGCCCAGCCUGGCAGCAGCUCCUGGGGCCAGCUCUUUUGGGAGGCAAAUCUGGGGUCCUGAUACUGGGGUCUUGACCAGUCAGGAUGCUGAUGGGCUGAAGUCCAUCAUCCUUCACCUCUGGGUGGGAGCUGGGCCAGUGGGGUGUGGGAACGCUUGUACUAGCAGCUUUGCCUGCCUAGCAACGUGUCCCUUGGCUCCCACCCACCUCAGCAUGGGGGGGCCUUGGCUCUCCCCACGGCCCUGCCGGAGACCUCCAGUCUUGGGCCUGUGGCCCACAUGGGUUUCCUGAGAUUUGGGGAGUGUGACUGAGGGGUGAGGGUAGGCACUGGAGUGGCACCAAGACUGGCACUGUUGGUGGGGAGGGGCUCUGACCAGGAAAGCUAGUGCCAUCCCCUAGGGGACCCCAACGACCUUCCUGCUGGGGGCAGGGGGUGGGGGAGGACAGCAGAGGGCUAGGAGGCUUGGGCUCAGCUGAGCACCUCUCUCACACCAACUUUGGGUGAACAAAGCCCAGGGCUCACUUUGAGAGUGACGUUUGCAAAGAAAAGACUGUUCUCCCGGGGCGAGGAGGGGAGGGGGCGGCAUGGAUGCGCGGAGCAGACCUCCCUCCCCCGGCCCCCAAAACCUGCCCCCCAACCCCUCCUCACACCCAGUCGGCACAACUGAGAAAAGCAAGCAGGCAGAGAAGCCAGGGGUGUGAGGAGGCAGACUCCCUGUUAUAUUUGCAUGACGAUUUUACUGUAUUUUUCUGAGCAAACAUCUGUCGUGUAUGUGCCAGUUUGUCCAGACUCCCCCGCCCCCUCUCUGAUGCCCUCCUUUCCCACAUUCCGUCUGUUGUGAUCUGACGAGCAGCUCUUGAAACCCAGGGAGGGGUCAGCUCUGCAAAAACAGACCCAAAACAGGUGCCACCAAGACACAGCCCUGCCCCACACCCACCUCCUGUGUUUCGAGCAUUGGGCCCAAGUGCCACCUCCCUUCCUCCCUCCCUCCUUUGCCACCUCCCUUGUCCCUAGUUCCUUCCCCUCCUCCAUGCCAGGGAGGGCAGCCCCAGGGAAGCCUCCUCAAGGGCUUGUGUCCCGGUGGAAGGGACUGUCUCUCAGUCCCUCUUGUUGCCAUUUUGCAGAUGAGGAAGUCAGGGCUCCCAGACAGGGGCCUGGUGACUUGGCUGGCCAGCUGGGGUGGAGGAUCAGUCACACUGCUGAGUAUAGGAGGCCAGGAGCUUGAGGCUUCUUGGGGGGCUUCAUGCAGAGGCUGGGGGCUUUGAGAAAGGAACCCAUGGGAAGAAGGAGCACGCCUGGGGUGGGCCCCAGGGAGGGUUCCCGGCAGCAGGAGUUGGGGGCCCGUGCUUACCAUUUCCCCAUCCUUCCUGCGUGAAGAUAUCUAUCAAAACCUCAGACACUCUGACUGCGGGGACAGGGGCCCUUCUAAAGAGCAGGACUCUGAUCAUCCACCGGGGGAACUGGCCUUGAAGACCCAGUUCACGUGGUUCUUUGUGAGGCCGAGCAGGGUCUAAACUUGGGUCUCUGGCCUCCCGGCCAGGCCAGAGCCCACCCCGAGGCUGGCCUGCAUCUGUGUCCCGCAUCCUGCUCAGGACGAGUUUUUCCCAGGCAGGCAGGAAGUAUUCGCAAAACGCUGCCAUGCAAGGUCUGGGUUUGUGAUGGUGAUGAGCAUGGUGGAGCUGGGCUGUGGUCUGGGGCAGGCCAGCAGGGCAGACACCAAGAGAGGAGGACAGGGGGGCCACAGGGAGGGAGGGGAGAUGAGGGUUCGGUGGAGCAAGGGGCCAAGCUGGCUGGAGGACAUGUGGGUGCUGCGCCCUGGACGGAAGCCUCCUGCCUUGGGCCCGAACGAGGUCACACCUGGGCUUGCCUGCCUCUGUUGGAGAAUCUCCUCUGAAGCUGUUUCUGGGAAGUAGCAUGAUGGAUCUGCUCCUUCCUGAAGGGCACAGCAGGUGCAGCUAACCCUCCGCUGGAGCUUAUGGCCUUCCAGAAGCAAAACACGGAGGUCUGGAAGGAAGGCAGGGAAGCCUGGUUGGUGGGGAAACCUCGUCACAGGUCCCGGCCUUGCUUCUCCCCACGGCAGGAGGAGUCUCUCUCUGCCCACCAAAGAUUCCUCACCUGGGCUCCCUUCCUGGGGCAGUGCAGGAGGCCUGUGGGGGCAGCCUGUGUCCAGGCUGGGGAGCCCGUGUCUGGGUAGGUCUGGGAAAAGGCCUGUCAGGGGAGUGAGGAGGGUGGGAGUAAGAAGACCCACUUGGGAAGGCCAGGCCUGGAUCGCCCUCGGGAGGCAGCUGGGGCAAGGCAGCAGCAGUGGGGAGUGUCAGGCUGGCUGAGAGUCAUCCAUGUUCUCAACUGGAAGUUGGUCGCCUGCCCCACCCCCUCCUGGAAAUUGAACAGAGAGGGGAAAAGAAGUGCAGAGAAGGAAAGGAGAGGAAAGGAAAGCUAGAGUGAAGAAACGAGGUAGCGACAGUGCUAAGGCCGGGAUGGCAUCAGGAAUGAGGGACAACAGUGACAGGUCCCGGCUUAUAAGGGGCCUAAGUGCAGGGAAGGGAUAGACACAAUGCUCUCUAGUGACUGGUGCCUUUUGCAGAAAAUUAAAAUGGGUGAUGGGGUGGGGAGGGGCAAAGCUGGUCAGGGAGCAUCCCUUGUGGGAUGGGGGGACAGGGAGUCAAGCUCUGAAUGACAAGAGGAGCCAGAAGGGUGGGUGGGUGGGUGUGAACACGAGACUGGAGGGAGUGGGGUUGUAGUGGCUGCCUGCCCCCCAAGCCCCGCCUCUGUCCCCUACUACUCUGCCCCUGCCCAUUCCUGGCCCAGCAGAGCCCCCUUUCCAUGAAUGUGGAUGGGUGGGGCAAGCCACUGGGGAGCCUGGGGAAGCUCAGCCCUGAGGGGUUUACUUUGCCCGUGGAAGCCAGUGUGAAGGUUGCGGCAGCCUUGCCCGACCCCAUUGCCAUCUCUCCUCUCUGACGAGGUGGCUGCUCCGGAGGUGGCUGAGCCCCAGGAGAGGGGACCUCCUCUAACUCUCACGCUCAGAUUCCAUCCCGACACACUCCCCCACCCGACCCUGGGUCCUCCCACCUCUAACACAAAACCAGGGUCCAUACUGCUUGCCUCCAGAGGCAGCCUCAGCCCUCACUAAAGGUCAGGCAGUCCUGCCGAGCAGGAGGGAGAGGAAGGGGGUCCUGUAGGGCGGGCAGGAUGGUCUGGGCCUGCUCCUCCUUCCUCCUGCCCCUCUGCCACUCCACACUCCAGCACAGGGCUAGGACAGGGGCUUGGAGUUCCUGCAGUGGUGGCCACACUUCCUUCCCUCCUUCCCUCCCUCCCUCCCUCCAUCCGGAGCCGCCAGUCCCCAAGUUGGCUGUGGUUGGGCACCUGGUUUGGGUCCUGCAGAGCUGGGCUCAGGCCCUGGGCUCUGAACCUGUGAACCCUUGCUGUGUGACAAACCUUUCCUUCCUCUGAGGGCCUUGAACCCUCUCCUUUUCUUCUUUUGGGGGUGGGGGUUAACUUUAUUUUCUCUUCCCUAUAUCUGCCUCUCUCCCUCCCCUCAAUUUCCUGUUUUAAAACUGAAUGGCACGAAAUUGUUUUCCUCAACUCGGAGAUUCCUGUAUGGAGAGAAUCAAUUUCUAUAUUUGCAAUAAAUUUCUUAUUUAAAGCUA
This is a messenger RNA of Cercocebus atys (sooty mangabey), 13476 nucleotides long. It is a transcript of the gene ELFN2, whose product is annotated as extracellular leucine-rich repeat and fibronectin type III domain containing 2. Gene Ontology annotation, molecular function: protein binding. Lineage: Eukaryota; Metazoa; Chordata; Mammalia; Primates; Cercopithecidae. The transcript has 4 exons. Bases 5904 to 8366 code for a protein of 820 amino acids. Gene Ontology annotation, cellular component: plasma membrane. The record is from RefSeq and is a predicted model, not a curated record.